Messenger RNA from Aspergillus eucalypticola CBS 122712, 1077 nucleotides. RefSeq lists its product as uncharacterized. The record is from RefSeq and is a predicted model, not a curated record. The transcript is spliced from 6 exons. Bases 1 to 1077 code for a protein of 358 amino acids. Lineage: Eukaryota; Fungi; Ascomycota; Eurotiomycetes; Eurotiales; Aspergillaceae.
AUGGAAGGAAUCCGGGAGAGAGAUCUUUCUCCUGAGCGGAUAGCCUACCUGGCACAGACUCGGAUUCCUGAGAUUAUUGCCUGUAAUGUGAUCCUCCUCGUCUUUGCGACAUUCGGUCUGUUGGUUCGAAUUUUCGUCCGUAUUCGACACCUCACGGGCAUCAAUUUCGACGAUGUGCUCUGCAUCACCAGUUGGGUCUUUACAUUCGUUCUUUGCUUUACCUGCAUGCUCAUGACCAAAUAUGGAUUUGGUAGGCAUAUUGGUAUCAUAGGCAUGAGCGACCGGGGCAUGUUCCUGAGGCUCAAUUUCGUGACCAUGCUCGCCUACGUUCUCGCUCUCGGCUUUAUCAAAAUCUCGUUUUGUGUCCUUUACCUUUCGAUCUUCCCGGGGAAGUGGUUUCGGAUUGGUUGUUGGUGUGUGCUGGUCAUCAUCGUUGGUGAAACAAUCUCAGAAGCCCUUGUUGUUAUCUUUCAGUGCACGCCCGUUCACAAAGCGUGGGACGCUACCGGCUACGUCGAGGGACACUGUGUGAACAUGACGGCCUUUUAUUAUGCAAACUUUGGGAUCAAGCUCGCCAGUGACCUGGCUUUGUUUCUGAUGCCGAUGCCUAAGCUGGUGCGGUUGAAGAUGACGGUGGGCAAGCGAGCGGGCUUGGUGGUCAUGUUCAGUCUGGGUCUUCUUGUGUGUGUCACCAGUAUUAUCCGGGUCUCAUAUCUGAAUCCUUUUUCUGUUGACCAUACCUGGUCAUUAGUGAAUGCUAUGAACUGGUCAUGCGUGGAAGUCGCCGUCGCCCUCUUCAUUGCAUGCAUUCCCUCUUUCAAGUCACUUCUUAGUACCUGCUUUCCAGGGCUCCACCGUCUUCUCGGUUUCUCCAGCAAUGACUACUCGAAUGGCCCGUCAAAGAUGUACGGCAGUUCUACUCGCCGGACGUACAAUGCGCAUAAUAGCAUCAAGCUGAAACCAGUGACAGGACACAGCCAGGCGGAAGUGGAAACGACUACUAAUGACUCGCAGGAGCGCAUCAUGUAUCCAGGCAUUCAAGUUGUCACCCACGUGAGUGUCAACGAGAAUGUCUAA